CGGUGCACAGCGUCAACACUGGUUGCGUGAAAACAUGGCGGAGAAAGAGGAAGAAGUCUGCUUCAAAAAGGAAACUGUGAGCAAACUCCUGUGCAGUUUCUUUAAAGAGGACAAUACCAGAUUAGGCAGUGAUGCUACGCUACUCAUGAGAGAAAUGCUGAAAGUGUUUGUGCAAGAGGCUGCUUUGAGAUCGCUGAAACAAGCUGAAGCUGAGGACUGCAACCAAGUUGAGAUUGAGCAUUUUGAAAAGAUCCUGCCGCAGCUGCUUCUGGAUUUCUAGUUGAGCCACAAGAUGGAGCCAGAGGGCAGCUAACAAGUUGCUACAAGCUUUUGCUUUUGAGAUUUGUUUUUUUCUUCAGUAAAAAUACCUUCCGAAUUAAAUCUGAGGUUACACUGAUA
Xiphophorus maculatus (southern platyfish) is the source of this 399-nucleotide messenger RNA. RefSeq names its product centromere protein X (gene cenpx). Gene Ontology annotation, molecular function: protein heterodimerization activity. Gene Ontology annotation, biological process: replication fork processing; resolution of meiotic recombination intermediates; DNA repair. The transcript has 5 exons. The record is from RefSeq and is a predicted model, not a curated record. The coding region runs from base 35 to 280 and encodes 81 amino acids. Gene Ontology annotation, cellular component: Fanconi anaemia nuclear complex; FANCM-MHF complex. NCBI's taxonomy places the organism in Eukaryota, Metazoa, Chordata, Actinopteri, Cyprinodontiformes, Poeciliidae.